AUGGUACUGCAUGCGUGCGCCGACCUCGGUUACCAGCUGAAGGAUCUUCAUUGGAAGAACAUCGGUAUCACAGCGGAUCAGGCGCUCAUUAUCUUCGACUUCGAGAUCUGCCAGCACAGUCCAGGGGAGCGCCCAUCGGAGAAAUAUGAUGAGGCAGUGGCUCGGAGGCACACUUCGUUCAGGGGCUUCCUCCAAGAGCACGGGUCAACGCAUUGGGCGCCGAAUUAUGUUGCGAUGUGUGGCUACUCGCGUGAAGGAUUGGUGGAGCCGCUUCCCCACCUGGUUGCCAACGGAGUCAGACGUUUUAGACGUGCACAAGAGUAUUCUGGGGGAGAUUUUGACGUUGCUGCCUCCGACUGA
Messenger RNA from Prorocentrum cordatum, 360 nucleotides. The record is from the annotation of a GenBank genome assembly. NCBI's taxonomy places the organism in Eukaryota, Dinophyceae, Prorocentrales, Prorocentraceae.